This is a messenger RNA of Colletotrichum karsti, 987 nucleotides long. RefSeq lists its product as uncharacterized. The transcript is spliced from 2 exons. Gene Ontology annotation, molecular function: catalytic activity. Lineage: Eukaryota; Fungi; Ascomycota; Sordariomycetes; Glomerellales; Glomerellaceae. The record is from RefSeq and is a predicted model, not a curated record. Gene Ontology annotation, biological process: nucleoside metabolic process. The coding region runs from base 1 to 987 and encodes 328 amino acids.
AUGGCUAACUUUGCUCCCCCUCAGCGCCGCGAAGCAUUCGAGGUCGCCGUGGUGUGCGCUUUACCUCUCGAAUACGAUGCAGCCACGCUGAUAUUUGAUGAGUUUUGGGACGAGGACGGCGACCGCUUCGGAAAAGCCCAGAAUGACCCGAAUAGCUACACUACCGGGCGCAUGGGACGCCACAACGUUGUUCUAGCAUUGCUUCCCAACAUGGGCAAAGUCGGAUCGGCAGGAGCAGCUGCAGCUCUGCGCUCUAGCUAUACGGGAUUGAAGAUUGCCAUCCUGGCCGGCGUUUGCGGUGGCGUUCCCAGUCAUGGAGGCGAGGUUAAUGGCAUCGUUCUUGGAGACGUUGUGGUUAGCAAACGGGUCGUCCAGUUCGAUCUUGGACGACAAUACCCAGACAAGUUCACCCGCAAGGAUACCGUUGACGACAAUCUUGGUCGGGCUAGUUUGGAUAUCCGUUCUUUAAUCGGGAUUUUCGAGACCGAGUUUGGACUGGGUCGGCUUGAGGACAGAGCACUCGACGUUCUUGAUUCUAUUCAACAGAAGGCCAUUGUCAAGCGCCGUCGAACUCGCGACUCAGAAACUCAACUUCCUCGGCUUCAUGUCGGCAACGUAGCCUCUGGCGACACCGUCAUGAAGUCUGGAGAGCAUCGCGACAGACUCGCUAAGGAGCAUAAUAUCAUCGCUUUCGAAAUGGAAGGUGCUGGCAUGUGGGAUCAAAUCCUGUGCGUUGUCGUGAAGGGAGUUUGCGACUAUGCAGAUAGCCACAAGAAUAAAAGGUGGCAGCCUUAUGCAGCCAUUACGUCUGCAGCCGCUACGAGGGCCAUUUUGGAUCGGUACAUCCAACAAGACAAGCCGAUUGCUGUAGAUGAAGGUUCUCCCGGUGGUAGACACACCAUCAAGUUCAACAACACGGGCUCUGGAACUCAGAAUAACAAUACUGGCAGCGGGAAGCAGUAUGUCGCAGAAAGCAUGAGUUUUUGA